Prunus avium (sweet cherry) is the source of this 2267-nucleotide messenger RNA. RefSeq names its product ATP-citrate lyase B-1 (gene ACLB-1). Gene Ontology annotation, biological process: fatty acid biosynthetic process; acetyl-CoA biosynthetic process. Gene Ontology annotation, cellular component: cytosol. Gene Ontology annotation, molecular function: ATP citrate synthase activity. The record is from RefSeq and is a predicted model, not a curated record. Lineage: Eukaryota; Viridiplantae; Streptophyta; Magnoliopsida; Rosales; Rosaceae.
UCUCUCUCUCUCUCUCUCUCUCUCUCUCUCUCUAAACACUUCCUCUAUCCUCCCUAAAUUCCAGCAUUUACAUUUCCCCCAAAUCCCAAAUUCCACUCUCACAGCCUCACAGAAACCGGAGGUUGCCUUGACCAGAAACCAUGGCCACCGGACAACUUUUCUCGCGCACCACUCAAGCCUUGUUCUACAACUACAAGCAGCUCCCAAUCCAGCGCAUGCUGGAUUUUGACUUCCUUUGUGGGAGGGAAACACCGUCCGUUGCUGGAAUCAUUAAUCCCGGUGCUGAGGGAUUUCAGAAACUCUUUUUCGGUCAAGAGGAGAUCGCCAUACCAGUGCACUCAACGAUUGAAGCAUCUUGUGCAGCACAUCCUACUGCUGAUGUCUUCAUCAACUUUGCUUCCUUUAGAAGUGCUGCCGCUUCCUCCAUGGCUGCUCUGAAGCAACCAACCAUUAGAGUUGUUGCAAUCAUUGCUGAAGGUGUACCUGAGUCAGACGCUAAGCAAUUGAUCGCGUAUGCACGAGCAAACAACAAGGUUGUUAUUGGCCCAGCUACUGUGGGAGGAAUUCAAGCUGGUGCUUUUAAGAUUGGUGACACUGCUGGAACAAUUGAUAACAUAAUUCACUGCAAGCUGUACAGGCCUGGAUCUGUUGGUUUUGUCUCCAAAUCUGGUGGGAUGUCUAAUGAAUUAUACAAUACUGUGGCUCGUGUAACAGAUGGACUUUUUGAAGGUAUUGCUAUUGGAGGAGAUGUGUUCCCAGGUUCUACUCUUUCUGACCAUGUUCUGCGGUUUAACAAUAUCCCCCAGGUUAAACUUAUUGUUGUACUUGGGGAACUUGGCGGGAGAGAUGAGUAUUCUCUAGUUGAAGCUUUGAAACAGGGGAAAGUUUCCAAACCAGUCGUUGCUUGGGUUAGUGGAACUUGCGCAAGGCUUUUCAAAUCCGAAGUACAAUUUGGUCAUGCUGGUGCAAAAAGUGGUGGUGAGUUGGAGUCUGCACAAGCAAAGAAUCAAGCCUUGAGGGAUGCUGGAGCUGUUGUUCCCACUUCAUAUGAAGCUUUAGAAACUGCUAUCAAGGAAACCUUUGAAAAACUGGUUGAACAAGGGAAGAUUACACCAGUGAAGGAAUUUAAGCCUCCACAAAUACCUGAAGAUCUUAACUCUGCAAUUAAGAGUGGAAAAGUUCGGGCUCCAACUCAUAUUAUAUCCACAAUCUCUGAUGAUAGAGGUGAGGAACCAUGCUAUGCUGGUGUACCUAUGUCCUCCAUUGUUGAGCAGGGUUACGGUGUGGGUGAUGUUAUCUCUCUUUUGUGGUUCAAGCGCAGCCUUCCCCGUUAUUGUACUCAGUUUAUUGAGAUAUGCAUCAUGUUAUGUGCUGACCAUGGUCCUUGCGUCUCUGGAGCUCACAACACAAUAGUAACUGCUAGGGCUGGCAAGGACCUUGUUUCCAGCCUUGUCUCAGGUUUGCUCACAAUUGGUCCCCGAUUUGGUGGUGCCGUUGAUGAUGCUGCUCGAUACUUCAAGGAUGCAUAUGACAGGAAUCUUACACCUUAUGAAUUUGUCGAGAGUAUGAAAAAGAAGGGCAUUCGUGUGCCAGGGAUUGGGCACAGGAUCAAGAGAGGGGACAACAGAGAUAAGAGAGUAGAGCUGCUACAAGCGUUCGCACGCACACAUUUCCCUUCUGUCAAAUACAUGGAAUAUGCCGUACAAGUUGAAACCUACACACUCUCGAAGGCAAACAACCUGGUCCUUAAUGUCGAUGGUGCUAUUGGCACCCUGUUCUUGGAUCUUCUUGCAGGCAGUGGAAUGUUCAGCAAGCAAGAGAUUGAUGAAAUUGUUGAUAUUGGCUAUCUGAAUGGGCUAUUUGUGCUGGCACGUUCCAUCGGUUUGAUUGGGCACACUUUUGACCAGAAGAGAUUGAAGCAGCCCCUAUACCGCCACCCAUGGGAGGAUGUUCUUUACACCAAGUGAAAGGCUCUCGGAUAGCAGGUGCAAAGCCGACUUACCUGCUUUCGACAAGCAUUGUUGUCUUCAAGGUCCUUGAGUCUGCAGAUUCGCUUGGAAUGAUUGUUCAGUUGUUAGAAUAGUGUUUGUAUUGCUAAUGCUGGAGUUGAGUAUCUUCAUUUGUAAGUUGUAUCCAAAGUUCAUAAAGGGACAACCUCGAGCAGUUUACUAAACAAAGUUAUGUUUUCCUAUAAAAUUUCUUGGUUUCACUUUCUGGGUUUUUAGGAGAGAAUAGAGUAAAGUGGGUAUUCUCUUGGGCAUGUUUUG